AUGCAACAAUCGCACGUGCCUAAACGUAUAGUGGACCUGUUCAGGUACUGGUACGGGAACCAAACUAACUGUGUGAGAUGGGGCGACGCGCACUCUAGUGCCUAUAGACUAAAGUGCGGCGUUCGUCAAGGUGGACUUACCUCGCCGGACCUGUUUAACUUAUUCGUAAAUGACCUGAUUGAGGAGCUGAGAGGCACCGGACUCGGUUGUCAUGUGCAGGGUGUUUGUUUCAACAACCUCAGCUAUGCCGACGACAUGGUGCUUCUCAGCCCCUCAAUAGGUGGCCUGCGUAAACUUCUUGCCGUCUGUGAAAGGUUCGCCUCCACACACGGCAUGAAAUACAAUGUGAAAAAAUCAGAAUUAAUGAUUUUUCGCGCUGGCAAGGGUCCGGAGAGGGUCCCGCCGGUGUAUUUGAAUGGCUCGCCGGUUCAGGUUGUGAAGCAGUUUCGCUAUCUGGGUCACGUCCUCACCGAGCACCUGGACGACGACGCCGACAUGGAGCGGGAGCGCCGGGCGCUGGCCGUGCGCUGCAACAUGUUGGCGCGCAGGUUCGCGAAGUGCUCGAGGGAUGUCAAGGUGACUCUCUUUAAAGCAUUUUGUNGGUUCCCCUACAUGUUUUUACACCUGUCAGCUGUGGCGCAAGUACAAGAGAAAGUCCUACGGCACCCUUUGGGUACAGUACAAUAA
Ostrinia furnacalis (Asian corn borer) is the source of this 687-nucleotide messenger RNA. RefSeq lists its product as uncharacterized. Lineage: Eukaryota; Metazoa; Arthropoda; Insecta; Lepidoptera; Crambidae. The transcript has a single exon. Bases 1 to 687 code for a protein of 228 amino acids. The record is from RefSeq and is a predicted model, not a curated record.